This is a messenger RNA of Clarias gariepinus (North African catfish), 1270 nucleotides long. It is a transcript of the gene lipt1, whose product is annotated as lipoyltransferase 1. Gene Ontology annotation, molecular function: lipoyltransferase activity. Bases 118 to 1245 code for a protein of 375 amino acids. The transcript has a single exon. Lineage: Eukaryota; Metazoa; Chordata; Actinopteri; Siluriformes; Clariidae. Gene Ontology annotation, cellular component: cytoplasm; mitochondrion. The record is from RefSeq and is a predicted model, not a curated record. Gene Ontology annotation, biological process: protein lipoylation.
GUGAGGACUUAAAUUCCAAUGUGAAUGACUUUUACCCGGAGAGUGAGCUAAUAUUAAGCCCUAUAAAACAGGCACAUAUCACGCUGUGGAUUAAAAAAAUAAUAAUAACAUUCAGAAAUGAUUUUGAGGACUUUGUCGCGAGCUUCCGUUAGCACACGUGAGCUGAAGCGGCACGCGCGAGCAGAGAGUAGUUUAAGCUCGUGCUUUGCGGAGAGCGGUAGAGCGGGGCUUGUCCUCAGGUCGGUAUCAGCGGAUAUCUUCCACAACCUGGCUCUAGAGGACUGGAUCUACGAGUGUGUGGAGCUCCAGAGCCGGAGCGUGUUGUUGUUGUGGAGGAACGCUCCGGCUGUGGUGAUCGGGAGGCACCAGAACCCCUGGCAGGAGUGUGAGGUGAAGCUGCUGAGGCAGAGUGGGAUCCCGGUGGCGAGGCGGAGAAGCGGCGGAGGGACUGUGUACCACGAUCUGGGCAACAUAAACAUGACCUUCUUCACCUCAAAGAAGAAAUACGACCGCAUGAGGAACCUGGGGGUCAUCACCGAUGCCCUGAAGGUGCUCAGUCCCAGUCUGGAUGUCUGUGCCACAGAGAGAUAUGACAUCAUCCUGAACAAGUGCUAUAAAAUCUCCGGCACUGCAGCCAGACUGGGCCGGACGGCCGCCUAUCACCACUGCACCCUGCUGUGCUCCGCAGACCGCUCCAUCCUCUCGUCAGUCCUGAAAAGCUCAUGCGCUGGCAUCAAAAGCAACGCCACCCCCAGCGUGCCAUCCCCGGUUACAAACCUCUCCGAUCACGACCCCACCCUGACCCCUGACUCCCUCAUGGAUGCCAUCGCGUCUCAAUAUAAUAAAGAAUUUGACCUCGACAGUCCUGUCCUUACAGUCGACCCGGAAUCAGAAGCGCCUAUAGCUGAUAUUCACAAGAGGACCUCUGAGCUCAAAAACUGGGACUGGGUUUAUGGAAAGACCCCAAAGUUUAGCAUUUGCACCUCUUUUACGGUGGGGAACACCAACAUUGGACUGGAGAUGAACAUCAAGAAUGGGGUUGUAGAAACCUGCGUCAUGGACGUGCCCCGUGACUGGCUGUCUGUGGACUUCGUGAAAGAGUUCUGCUCCAGUUUAACAGGCGUCCGGUUCUGUCCAAAUGAGUUCUCUGUGGCUGCAGCGGCUUUCCUGAGGACGACGCCAUCUUCCCGUCAGCACGCACAAAACACACUAAGACUUUGUGAAAGUAUUGUAUCAGUAAUGUAAUAAAAGUAUUGGAUUAGCAUAUGAA